CCCGGACGGUGAUGAGCGACGCACUUGGCUGAUGCAAAGGGGAGUCGCGGCUUCUUCCAGAGGCGCUGAGAGAAGCGGCUGUCUCCUGAGGCAGCUGGAACUCACCAGAACUAAGUUCUGGCACCUCUCAGGUGGGCGCCAUUGCUGUUAUAAGAGAACAAGGGAGGCGUUUGUGACUCCUCCAGGCUGUUUUGAAGUUUCUGGAUAAAAAGAAGCUGCAAGUUGCACUUUAAACUAUAAACAGAAAAGAUCCUUCACACUCCUGAAAAUGGCAGACCUUCAGAAUUGUGACUUUUGCUCUCUUAAUCCUCUUGAACUGUUUGAACAAGUGACUGCACAAGGAGAAAAAGUCAGAUCGCUAAAAGCUGAGAAAGCACCAAAGGAUGAAAUUGAUACAGCAGUUAAGUUGUUACUGUCAUUAAAACUGAGCUAUAAAACAGCGACAGGUGAGGAAUAUAAAGCAGGUUCCCCUCCCACAGACUUCACUCCGGUCAGUAAUGGUCCAGGAGACACAGAAGAUAAUGAUUUUGUAGACCCUUGGACAGUACAGACAUCCAAUGCAAAAGGAGUGGAUUAUGAUAAACUUAUAGUUCGAUUUGGCAGCAGCAAAAUUGAUAAAGACCUCAUCAACCGGAUAGAAAGAGUUACUGGGCAUAAACCACACCACUUCCUACGCAGAGGAAUCUUCUUUUCUCAUAGAGAUAUGAACCAAAUUCUUGAUGCCUAUGAAAAUAAGAAGCCAUUCUACCUAUACACCGGCAGAGGUCCCUCAGCCGAGGCAAUGCAUGUUGGUCACCUUAUCCCAUUUACUUUCACAAAGUGGUUACAGGAAGUAUUUAAUGUUCCCCUAGUCAUACAGAUAACUGAUGAUGAGAAGUACCUGUGGAAGGAUAUGACACUUGAGAAGGCUUAUCAGUGUGCUAUAGAAAACAUCAAGGACAUUAUAGCCUGCGGAUUUGACAUAAAUAAAACCUUCAUCUUUUCUGAUCUGGAAUAUUUGGGGAUGAGCCCAGGAUUCUAUAGGAACAUUGUUAAAAUCCAAAAGCAUGUGACAUUCAACCAAGUGAAAGGAAUCUUCGGUUUUACAGACAGUGACUGUAUAGGGAAAAUCAGUUUUCCUGCUAUUCAAGCAGCUCCAUCCUUCAGCUCAUCAUUUCCACAGAUCUUCAACAACAAGAGCAACAUUCCGUGUCUGAUCCCAUGCGCAAUUGACCAGGAUCCCUACUUCAGAAUGACGAGAGACGUGGCCCCUCGGCUCGGCUUUUCCAAGCCAGCGUUGCUGCAUUCUGUCUUCUUUCCAGCCUUGCAAGGUGCACAAACAAAAAUGAGCUCUAGUGACCCCAACUCCUCUAUUUUUCUCACUGACACACCCAAGCAAAUAAAAACAAAGAUCAAUAAACAUGCCUUCUCUGGUGGCAAAGACACAGUGGAAGAGCACCGGAAAUAUGGGGGUAACUGUGAUGUGGAUGUGUCCUACAUGUACCUCACCUUCUUCCUCGAAGAUGACGACAAAUUAGAACAAAUCAAGCAGGCCUAUACAAGUGGAGCACUGCUGACAGGAGAACUCAAGAAGGCGUUGAUUGAAACACUGCAGCCCUUGAUCGCUGCUCACCAGCAAAGGCGAAAGCAGAUCACCGAUGAAAUAGUGAAGGAAUUUAUGACUCCGCGGAAGCUGGCGUUUGAUUACUAAUUACAGAAGUGCAUGUUGAUUUAUCAGUACACAUAGAGCACACUUGAUUGGUGUUGCCCUAGCCUCUCGUCUGCCGCCUCUCCCUAACAACGUACCUCUCUGCUUCUAGCAAGUUACUUUCAAAGUUGCCCUCCGUUGUCACCAGUGACUUUGGGAAUAUGUAGUUUGUGUUUGGAAAAAACAGACCUUGGCCUAGGACUUCAUUUGACUAAUUACGGGUUUGCAAGAUAACCCGAUCACCUGGAAAAGAGUUGCUUUGUCAACAAGAGGACCCUAUUUCACGGAACGCAAUAUUAAGAAAAAUGCUGAUUACAAAGGUGGUGCAAUGCCAGAUUCUGCUACCGUGGGAGCUGUGUUAGGCAUGUUUUUACAUCUAGGAGCUGUGCCUGUUUCAAAGAUAAACCAAACUCUUCCAUCCAGAA
Molecule: messenger RNA, 2112 nt
Organism: Podarcis raffonei (Aeolian wall lizard)
Lineage: Eukaryota; Metazoa; Chordata; Lepidosauria; Squamata; Lacertidae
Gene: WARS1
Product: tryptophanyl-tRNA synthetase 1
Exons: 12
Coding region: 269-1690 (473 amino acids)
Biological process (GO): tryptophanyl-tRNA aminoacylation
Cellular component (GO): cytoplasm
Molecular function (GO): tryptophan-tRNA ligase activity; ATP binding
Source: RefSeq, a predicted model, not a curated record